AUGAGGAGGGAAAUUGUAUGUAUUUUAAAAGACAAAAAUUUUGGCAUAGUAUUUACAAUAACAUUUGUGAAGGACAUUGAUUACAAUCAGCGGAUGGUCAAAAAAUUUGAAAAAGGGUAUGAAGCUCUAAAAGGCAAAAUUUUCACCUCUAAAAAACACCUGAUAGAUGAGGGUUAUCAAUUAAAAAUUGCACAGAAUGAGGGGCAAGUGAUCAAGGAAGAAGAGGUUUUAUGUGACACUGACAAGGAGUCAUAUACGAGUAAUCACGAUGUGACAACUGCGUCCUCUAGUGGAAAACUCCAGACCAAUAACUGCAAAAAUGCACUGAAAGAGGAUCACACUGGAAACUUUUCUAGAUGCAUGCUACACCGAGUACACACCCAUCCAUUACUGCCAAGUGAAGUACGCAUCUUUGAGAGGGAGAACAAAAGAAUGAAAGAAGAAGAGACGUACUUUAACAGGACUUUGUUUCGUGUUUUGCCUUAA
Echinococcus granulosus is the source of this 486-nucleotide messenger RNA. RefSeq lists its product as hypothetical. Bases 1 to 486 code for a protein of 161 amino acids. NCBI's taxonomy places the organism in Eukaryota, Metazoa, Platyhelminthes, Cestoda, Cyclophyllidea, Taeniidae. The record is from RefSeq and is a predicted model, not a curated record. The transcript has 4 exons.